AUGGAGUAUCACGCCGUGCCGCCCGAGGAGCGCGCAAGAGACGAGAACGGCAACUUGCUCCCUUGGGGCUAUGUCUACAAAGAUGAAUCCCGCAACCUUCGACGACCACCAGAGGAAUCCGGACCUUUUGGCAAGAGGAGAAACGCCCGAUAUGAACGGUCGCGCACACGAACUGGUACCCCAGCAAAGCGCGAGAACCCCAACGUGGCCGAAUUUGGCCGUCUGUUUGCCCAGCAGCAAGAUGAAGAGCGACCCGCCGGGCUUCCCAAGUCCUCAUCAUCAGGGAGCCUGGACGCAGGGCGCAAGCACACCGAGAAAGUGGCGACUGAAUGUAUUCUCUACGGAUACAAGGCCAAGGAUGGAGAAUGGAAGGUGAUUGACAAGUACGAGCGCAUCUCGCAAGGCUUUAUCUGCGAGGAUUACCCGCGCAGUGACCCCAACUAUCCGAACCAGUUUGGCCAGCUGAUGAGCGGCGGGGAUGUCGUCAUCCGGACAAAUUUAACCGCGGACGCGAAUCGCAAAUCCAAGCGCUACGCGGGCGGAUAUCACUGGAUCAAGGUCACCUUCGACUCUUCGCAAGCUGCCGAUCGGGCCUGUUUCUUCUCACCACAGGAGGUUGACGGACAUUUGGUCUUUUGCGAACUGUACGAGGGCCACGGCCCGGCGGAAGAUGUUGCCAUUCCCGCCGACUCGGUGAAUGCUGCGAAGAUGCGCAGCAAAAAUGCGCGCACGUUGACAUCCACACAUUCAUCCACGUUCUUGUCUAAUGCAGGCAGCAUGGAUGGACAACCUUCUUCCUUCACCUUGCCCCGGUCCUUCGGCAUGAACAACCUGUCCAGCGUGGCCGAGCCCGAAAAGGAGCUGUCUUUCGACUCAACCACCACUACAACGGCAACUUCAGGAACGGCAACCGCAACCACAACCGCAGUCUCAACGGGGAUCUCGUCUAGCUUCGGAAGCUCUUCAUCGUUACAACACCGCAGCGUGUCUGACGCUCAAUCAAAGCCGGACUCUGAUUACAUGACGCAUAUCCCUACCGUUCGCCGAACGAAGCUCCGCCCACUCACCGAGGCCCUUCCGCCGGGCCCCACGAUGACUGAGCGUGUUCUCCGAUCCAUCCCCAUCCUCAGUUGGUUUACAGGCGAUAUUGUCGGUGACGGACCGCAGUUGAAGGAGGAUGGAACCUUUGACCAUGAUAAGUCGGGUGUAUAUUGGCGGUUUUGGUGGAUGCUCGAUCAGCUCCUGGGAACGGAUAUGUGUGGAUUGAAGGAAGAUUCAUAG
Molecule: messenger RNA, 1281 nt
Organism: Penicillium oxalicum
Lineage: Eukaryota; Fungi; Ascomycota; Eurotiomycetes; Eurotiales; Aspergillaceae
Exons: 2
Coding region: 1-1281 (426 amino acids)
Source: RefSeq, a predicted model, not a curated record